AGUGGAUGAGUGAUCACCUGUCCAAUCACUAACAUUAAGACUAUAUAUGAAAGAAAGGACCAAUUCUGUGUCAAGAACAUAUAACAAUUACUAAACAGUUUGGCGCUCGUCGCUUUUGGUCGCUUAUUGAACUUCUGAAAGAAGUCGAACGUGAAUUGAAACCGGAAAGUCAAUUGAUUUGGGCUAGUUAGAAGGAAAAACAAUAAAGAAGUAAACAAAUAUGAAGCAAUGUUCUUUAAAUAAGCAUGGCAAUGGCAAUUUGUCAGAUAGUUCCAAUUCCGAAAGCAAUUCUGCGAAAGAAUCAAAAAAGGUACAGUUUUCUCCUGAAAUUGUACAACCGGAGCCAAGGAACCCGGAACGGAAGCCUCGAAGGCCAUCAAUUGCGGCGACUAGAGAGAUCCAUUCCGGUAUAAAUCAAAUACCUAAAAAAGAAGACAUAAAGCUCGAAGAUUUAAGUCCGAAGCCUCCUCUGUUAUAUGAUGUCAAGAAAAAAGCAAAUACUAGUGAGUUAUUUCCUUCCAUACGAGAAGAAGAUGGUGGAUCUACUCCAUUAGGAGUGAAAACCAGAAAGAUUGCCAAACACCAGAUCCGCCAAGAGUCAACAAUCGAUAUUCCUGGUCUGACCGUAUCCCGGAAAGCUGAAAAUGAAAUGAAUUGUGGAUCCUACGGCAUUAGAGAAAAGUUGGUGAUUGUGCUUGUGGGAAUUCCCGCAACAGGAAAGUCGUAUAUCGGUUCCAAGCUUGUUCGCUAUUAUAAUUGGCUUAGGUAUAAUUGUCGAUUCUUCAGUGUUGGUGAUAAACGUCGUGAAGAAGGAGCGAGCAAAUAUUCCAUGUCUGCUCCAUUCUUCGACUUUGAAAAUCAGGAAUUAGCAAAUUUUCGAGAAUAUCUAGCCAUGGAAACUCUUGAAAACCUAUUGCGUUGGUUACUGAACGAAAAUGGUGUAAUCGGUGUAUUAGAUGCCACCAACUCUACGUUUCAAAGAAGAAAAUUAAUAUAUGACCGAAUUAGCCAAGAGGAAAAGUUAGGUAUAAUGUUUUUGGAAAGCGUGUGUACUGAUGAAGCCCUUUUUCAACAAAACAUGGUUUUAAAAGCUAGAGGCCCUGAUUACGAAGGGUUUGAUGCAGAAGAAGCAUUAGUAGAUUUACAAAAGCGUGUUGAAUUAUAUCGGAAAUAUUAUGAGCCUAUUGAUGAACGCGAAGAAGGCCUUCCCUUUUUGCAAUACGUUAAAGUUAUCAACGUAGGAAUUAAAGUCAUUACACAUAACAUUGAAGGGUUUUUGACUGGUCAAGCCGUCUACUUCAUGCUCAAUUUGAAUAUCAGGAAACGUCAAAUAUGGCUGACUCGGCCUGGAGAAUCCAAUGAUACCAUUGCUGGCAGAGUAGGAGGAGAUGCUCCAUUAACCGACCUUGGCGUGCAAUAUGCCGAAGAUUUGGCAAAAUUUGUCGACCGACAACGUGUGUUAUGGCAAUUACGUGAAACGACCGAAAGAUUGAACUCCAAGAAACUGAGCUUUGAGGAAGAAGGCUUUAAUGUUUGGUCUUCCGUUCGACAGCGUGCUGUGGAAACAUCACAGUUCUUUAAUCCUGCGGUAUACGAUGUCAAGAAAAUGCGAAUGCUGAAUGAUUUAAAUUUUGGUUCCCACGAAGGCUUAACACUGAAAGAAUUUGCUGAAAAUUUUCCUGAAGAAUACCGGGUCAUUCAGCAAAAAGACGUUUCUUACCGAUUUUCUGGGCUUGGCGGAGAAAGUUAUUUGGAUGUUGUUCAUCGCUUGCAACCGAUCAUUGUAGAAUUGGAAAGGAGCUCUGCAAAUGUUUUGGUCAUCGCACAUCGAGUGGUGUCGAAUAUCCUGAUGACCUAUUUUCUCAAUUAUAGUCCUGAAGAAAUUAUUGAUGUAGGACUUCCCUUACAUACUCUUUAUUGUAUUGAAUCAGAUCGCUAUUCUACUGUAUGUAAACUCUACAAUUAUGAUGCCGAGGAAAGGAGUUUUGUGAGGGUUUCUGAAUGACAUAUUCUUUCAAGUACCUAUAUUUAAUUUUUUAAUUUCCAUUAUUCAUGAUCAAAGUUUGUUACGAACUCGAACUCUGAGAGAUAAACUUGUUGACGAUUGAUUAUAUCAGAAAUAUACGUUUGUGAAAUAUAAUAAAACUCGAUUUCUCUAUUCUA
Molecule: messenger RNA, 2163 nt
Organism: Schizosaccharomyces cryophilus OY26
Lineage: Eukaryota; Fungi; Ascomycota; Schizosaccharomycetes; Schizosaccharomycetales; Schizosaccharomycetaceae
Product: 6-phosphofructo-2-kinase
Exons: 4
Coding region: 221-2005 (594 amino acids)
Biological process (GO): fructose 2,6-bisphosphate metabolic process; fructose metabolic process
Cellular component (GO): cytosol
Molecular function (GO): 6-phosphofructo-2-kinase activity; ATP binding
Source: RefSeq, a predicted model, not a curated record